AUGGAGAAACUGACAGGGUGUUUUCUGCUGGUGCUGCUGAGCUCUGUUUUAGCUGAAGAUAAGUUUAUCAGGGACGGAGGUACACUGGAGCUGAGCCCUAAUGUCUCCAGGAACAUCAACAGCAUCAUAUGGAAACUCAAGGGCAUGACAUUAGCUUGGGAGAGAGGAGAUAUUCUGAACUACCCUGACACGUUUGAAGGCCGAACAACCCUGGAUAUAUCUACUGGAAGAUUGGAGAUCACGAAAAUGACUCCAGCUGACAGUGGGAAUUAUUCAGUGUACCUCAACAGUGCGAUGAAGCCUAAGAGCUACACUGUAAAAGUGAUCAAGGAGGUGCCUCAGCCUGUUGUGGAGUUAAACCCACUGCCAUGUUCUGCUGACUCGAAAAGCUGCACCCUGCUCUGUGAGAGAAAGUCUGACGAGGCUGUGGCUUUGGCUGAAGCUGAACCUGUCACCUACAGCUGGAAGAUGGGAGACGGAGAGUGGAUGGAUGGGGAGAAGAGCAGGAUCAUCACCAACGAUAAGGAGAAAAAAAGUGUGGAAACGUUCUCCUGCCGGAUGAAGAACCCGAUCAGUGAGAAACAAAGCGACACCAUACCGAACCCUUUCUCCAAAACAAAGGCUUCAGCUCAUUCUGGAGUUGCUGGAUCUGUUUCUGUGGAUCUGCUUGUUGUCGUCUUGGCUGCUGUGUUUGGUGCAGGGUUUUAAGCUAAAGGCUAAACUUUCAUUGAAGAAGAUCCUUCAGACUCUGAACUUUGGAUAUCAAAUUUCAGAGGCUGUCAUGAGAUCUCUGAUCAUCUUUCUCUUUUUUUGGGGGUGUUGUGUGCUUGAUGUGUGAAAAAACCCUGUAAUGAAGCAGAUCUGUUCAUGUCUAAUCAGAAAAGGUGAUGAUGAUGAUGAUGAUGAUGAUGAUGUGGCUGACGUGGACGAUCACUUUCAUUUCCUGAUAAAGCUUCUCAGUCCUCCAGUCAGGGAGGUAAUGUGUUGUGCUCAGCAGUUAAAUAUAAAAAAACAAGAUUUUGUUGCUUUUUUUAAAACAGUGUUGUAUCUCUACGUAUAUUUUCUGCCACUUUAAGUUUUACAUAUUUCCAUUAUUAUGUUUUUUUUUCUCUUUCUGAUUGUAAUACAGUUAAUCAAAGUGAGCCUAGAAAGAAAAGUAUAAAAACAAAAUAGAAAUGAAUGUUUUCGUUAUGAAUCAAAUUGUGUUUUGACUUUGGAUGUUUUAUUGUUGUUUUGGAUAUCUUACAUAUUUUAGUCUUCACGUGUGAAUUUUUAAGUAUUUCUAACAGUACUAUCAUACUUGCAAAAAACAUUGAAUAAA
Messenger RNA from Scomber scombrus (Atlantic mackerel), 1321 nucleotides. RefSeq lists its product as uncharacterized. The record is from RefSeq and is a predicted model, not a curated record. The transcript has a single exon. NCBI's taxonomy places the organism in Eukaryota, Metazoa, Chordata, Actinopteri, Scombriformes, Scombridae. Bases 1 to 708 code for a protein of 235 amino acids.